Messenger RNA from Aphanomyces invadans, 1169 nucleotides. RefSeq lists its product as hypothetical. The record is from RefSeq and is a predicted model, not a curated record. The transcript has 3 exons. NCBI's taxonomy places the organism in Eukaryota, Oomycota, Saprolegniomycetes, Saprolegniales, Verrucalvaceae. The coding region runs from base 286 to 681 and encodes 131 amino acids.
UUCGGGUGGAAUGUUGUUGGAAAAAUCGUUCAACUUUCCGGUAAAUAUCCGGAAACACCGUUCCGUUUUCUGAGACACGGGUUCCUUCAACGGGACGACAACUCAAGGACCAUCUUUUCGACAAACCCGCACACUCGCUGACGCGACGAAGACAAGAACGACUGCGCCGUCCGCCUGGCGUGCUGUGGAAACGCGUGCGGGGGCAGCGUCCGUGGAUCGAAGUCCCAGUAAGUCGAUUCCUCUUCCAAUGAACAAGGCAUGCCACCGCGAUGGAGCUGAGAGUACAUGUAUAUCACUCGAACCGCAGUGACCCCCGACGGCAUGGGCGUCAUGUCAACCCUGGACAGCAUCGUUGACUUGAGAUGGGGAAGAGAAGGUGCGACGGCAAGUGCUUACGUGAGAAGUUGUAUCAUGCCGAUCGACCAGCAGGAUCGAGCAAAGCAUGUGGUGUCGAAUGUGGGGUUGUCUCCGGACGUCGUGAGAAAGAACUCAAAGGAUUCGGAACUGAAAGCGUUGGGGAGUGGCAUGCCAUGGUCCAUGAACACACGAUCAAUGUUGUGGAGCAUUCGCCUAGUGAUCCAUUCCUUCCCAAGUGCUCGAGACCGCGGGUGUGAUGGAAGAUGCGCGAGUCUCCAUGUGGGGAUGUGGCCAUUUAAGGGCUUCUACAUGCACAAUUGUUAACGCGGUCGUGAAGUGGCUGUCCGAUUACUUACCGGGAUGGAAGCAUGCACGGCGACCCAGCGCUGCAUGUCACGUGCCAACGCUUCGUACUCAAGCACAUCAGCUUUAAGUUGAUCUUGUUCUGUCGUGGCUUGCCGUCGUAGGUCAUUGAGAGCGCGCGCAACUUCUUUCCAAGGCAGCUCCAAUGUAAACGCCGGACGCGGCGAAAUACGAGUUGCGAGGUUCUGGAGUUCGGCUUCGAGUCUUUCCUGCAGCCCCUUCAAGUACACGACCUCCAUCUUGCGGUCCUUCUUGUAUUGGCGCAUCAUGUUCCUCAUGUAAGUUCGGCGCUUGAGCUUGCGCUCCAUGAGUUCCUGCGUCGCCACAUCAUCCUCCAUCAUCACGCGUUCAAGAAACUUUGGAAAUGAUUUUUUCACCCAAUCAAGUGUACCCAAUGCGCACCCAUUCCAAUGCAACAAUGACCGAUCCACAAGACCAGUGACUAGUAG